AUGGCCCAGCAGUCGAAUGAGGGGCAGACAUGUGUCUCGCUCAAGGGAUCACAACAAUGCCCUUCCUUCCAAGACGCGUACAUCAACCCGCAAAAUCUGUCCGAAGCUUGGCCAUGGAUUUCAGGCGUCACCGACGUUCAAUCCUUCGAUGAGCAAUUCGAUCAGUACUUCUCCGAUCCAACACGGUACCACGCGACCAAGUUCCAGCGUCAGCUGCAGUGCAACAGCACAAACGCCAACAAUGCCGCCCUGCAGUACCAACGUACGAUCUUGUGCGGCCAGUUCAGCCAGAUCAGCUACUCUGCUGGCUGCAACAUCGCAAACAAGGCGGACCCAAUCAUGGUGUGCCGAGACACCUGCUUCCAGUACUCUAAUUCUGAGUCGUCACUGAUCAACAACCCGCAAAUCUGCUCGCCAAAUGAUGCGCUCACAUCGACACAGAAGCAGACCCGCACAUACAACCUUCGCAAGGACUUUGCUGCCUGCACUGACUGGACUAGCCUGACCUCGACCAACAACCAGACCUGUGUAUUGGGUAUCGAGAACGAAGGCAACUGCGGCUGGGGUCCUGAAGUUAACAACCAACUCUGCGAAUACUGCGACCCUUCCGGAAAUAAACCGGUCUCUCCUUGCUGCUACGACAGCAAAACGGACUUAAGCCAGUGCUCUAUGUUCGGCCACCCGCUGGCCGCUGCGAUCCGCCCAACCAUGAGCGUGCAGACCAACAUUGGCGCCUCUGCCACCUCCGUCGUACCGUCGUCCACAAAUGCUGCGGCUGCGUCCUCCGGUGAUGCCACACAGAGUGGCCUCUCAGGCGGUCAGCUUGCAGGCGUCAUUGUAGGCUCUGUCGUUGGUGCGCUUUUGCUAGGUGUCCUUCUCGCUGCUCUUGUCUUUGCCCGCCGAAGGCGCUCUCGCGACCCCGAGAAGAUUACCAGCGCCGCAGGUGCCGGCGGCGCGAUCUAUACCCAUAACGAGCCGAGCGAGAAGGCUGGCGUUUCCGGCUGGAAGGCAUCGACGGACACGGGCAACGCAAGCAGCCCUCCGCAAAAGAUGCUUUCAUCCGACGGAGGACCAUCUCCCUUUGGCGCCGCUGCAGGCGGUGCAGGCGUUGGCGUGGCGGAAGGUGCCAUCGGCGUAGGUGCAGCCGCGGCUGGCAGCAAGGACUCGGAAGACCGGCCUCUUAGCCAGAUGAGUAACGCGACCAGCAGUGACGGACGCGGGACGACGGUGCCAAUGGUCAAGGACCAGUACUCUGGUCAUGAGAUCCGUCCACAAGACACAGUUGUCGCCAUUUACCCGUACACGGCGUCGUUAAACGAUGAGCUGACGCUCGAGCCAGACGAUGUCGUCACGGUUGUCCGGCUCUAUGACGACGGCUGGGCGCUCGGAAAGAUGAGCAACGGCCAGGAGGGUGCCUUUCCCAUGGUUUGUGUGACCAGCAGCAAAGGCGACGCACCGCGCACGAGCGACGAUGGCGGCUAUACGAGCCAGGGAGGCGUCACCACCUCGAGUAUGGAUGGCGCUGUCACCGCCGACGAGGGUUUCACCUCUGACGCCAGGAGCGCCAGGUCGCGGUGA
Messenger RNA from Tilletiaria anomala UBC 951, 1578 nucleotides. RefSeq lists its product as uncharacterized. Gene Ontology annotation, molecular function: protein binding. Bases 1 to 1578 code for a protein of 525 amino acids. The record is from RefSeq and is a predicted model, not a curated record. The transcript is spliced from 2 exons. NCBI's taxonomy places the organism in Eukaryota, Fungi, Basidiomycota, Exobasidiomycetes, Georgefischeriales, Tilletiariaceae.